AUGACAACAGACGAGGCAGAGUGUCACCAGAAGAAGCCGAGGCAGCAGGAGGAAGCGGGCCAGGAUGCAAGGCCGCCCUCACCGGAGGAGGAGCAGCUCCGGCCUCGCAACCGCAACUCUACCGGCCGCGGCCUCUCUCGCCUCUUCUCCUCCUUCCUGAAGAGGCGCUCGCAGUGUGAGAGUGAGGCGGGAGAGAAGGACGGCAAGGAAGAAGAAGAAGCUAAAGCGCCCAUCGCUGACCCUGAACCUGAACUGAGGACAGAGGGAGAGGUGGCCCAUGACCAGCACUCGGUGAGCAGUGCUGAGGCGCCGGCUGUUCAGGUAGAGAAGAAAGAAGCUGAGGAGGAGGAGGAGGAGGAGGAGGAGGAGGAGGAGGAGGAGGGUGGAAAAGACAAAGACAACGACAAGGAGAAAGAAGAGGAGGCUGGCCUGGAGAAGGAGGACAAGGAGAAGGAGGAGCAGGAGGAGAAGGAGUCUGGCCCUGAAGGAGGUAGUCAGAGAGAAGAGGAGGGGGAGAAGAUGGCAGAGGAGGAGGCCUUAGCUCCCAGAGUUCCACGCCGACCCAGGACCAUGCAGAUUAGAGUCACCCUGCUGGAUGAUGCUCUCUAUGAGUGUGAGCUGGAUAAACACGCAAAAGGCCAGGAGCUCUUCAUGAAGGUGUGUGACCACCUCAACCUGCUGGAGAAGGACUACUAUGGCCUGGUCAUCUGGGAGAUGGCCGCCAUGAAGACUUGGAUGGACCUAACCAAGGAGAUCCGCAGGCAGGUACAAGGUGCCAACUAUAAUUUCACCUUUAAUGUGAAAUUCUAUCCACCAGACCCAGCCCAACUGUCUGAAGACAUAACAAGGUACUACCUGUGUCUCCAGCUGCGGAAGGACAUCCUGCAGGGCCGCCUUCCCUGCUCCUUUGUCACCCUGUCCCUGCUGGGAUCCUACGCCCUGCAGUCGGAGUUGGGCGAGUACGACCCCGAGGUCCACGGCAACGAAUACACUAAGGAUAUGAAAAUGGCCCAGGGUCAGACCAAGGAGCUGGAGGACAAAAUGAUGGAGCUGCACCGCACAUACAGGUCAAUGAGUCCAGCCCAGGCAGACCUGAUGUUCCUGGAGAAUGCCAAGAAACUCUCCAUGUACGGAGUGGACCUCCACCAGGCCAAGGAUCUGGAUGGUGUUGACAUCAUGCUGGGGGUUUGCUCCAGUGGUCUGUUGGUUUACAAAGACAAACUGAGGAUCAACCGUUUCCCCUGGCCCAAAGUCCUCAAGGUCUCUUACAAACGCAGCAGCUUCUUCAUCAAAAUAAGACCCUCGGAGGUGGAACAUUAUGAGAGUGCAAUUGGCUUCAAAUUACCGAAUUACAAGGCGGCCAAGAAGCUGUGGAAAGUGUGUGUAGAACAUCACACCUUCUUCAGGCUGACUUCCACUGAGAUGGCCACCACUCCCAGGAAGUUCCUGGCGUUGGGCUCCAAGUUUCGCUACAGUGGUCGGACUCAGGCUCAGACCAGACAGGCAAGCUCUCUGAUUGACAGACCAGCUCCUCUGUUCCAGCGCUCCUCCAGCAAGAGGAACUCUCGCAGCCUGGAUGGAGCUAUGGCAUCCACUCCCGACAAUAAAUCCACUCGUCCAGUCAGCGCUCCUGUUAUGUCACCGGUGUCUCCUGGGGAGGCAGCUCUCUCACCGCUGCUCCCCAGCCUGCGUCGCUCUGACCACCACCGCUCUAUACCCAGGGGCCAUCGCUCCUCAGACAGGAAGGCAGAGGGUCAGCCAGCAGACUACACCAAGAGCCGCAGCCCCAGACCAGAGUCCACUCCAGAAAUUAAGUCAGUGGCCAGGAGAGAGCGGAGGCACUCCCCCUCUGUGACCACCGCCAAUGGGGAAAGAGAGAAAAAGAGCCAGCACUCUCCUCAGGACAAAACAAAGAUGGAGAUGGUGCGAGUGAGGAAGAAAAGAGCAAAGAAACUUGAGGGUGAAACUAUUUAUAUCAGACAUAGCAAUUUAAUGUUGGAGGACCUGGAUAAGACCCAGACUGGGAUCAUGCGUCACCACACUAGUAUUAGUGAGCUGAAGAGGAGUUUCAUGGAGUCGGUGCCGGAGCCUCGGCCCAGUGAGUGGGACAAGCGUCUGUCCACCAACUCGCCGUUCCGCACAGCGAGCAUCAACGGCCAGCUGCAACCAGCGUCUCCUGUGCUAAAGACCCAGACAAUCACCAUCUCAGACAUCACCAACUCCCUGAGAGGAAAUGUGACCAACAAGGACAUCCCAUUAGUUCACACUGAGACCAAGACCAUCACAUACGAGUCAGCACAGGUGUCUCUCCAACAGCCAGUGGACGGCCUGGCAGAAAGGGAUUUAGGAGUGCUGCUGAGCGCCCAGACCAUCACUUCAGAGACCAUCAGCACCACCACCACCACCCAGAUUACCAAGACGGUUAAGGGAGGGGUCUCUGAGACUCGCAUUGAGAAGAGGAUCGUCAUCACUGGAGACACUGAAAUUGAUCACGACAAGGCUUUGGCUCAGGCCAUUAAAGAGGCAAAAGAGCAGCACCCAGACAUGUCUGUUACCAAAGUCGUUGUACACCAGGAGACAGAGAUCAGCCCAGAGUAA
Molecule: messenger RNA, 2598 nt
Organism: Cyclopterus lumpus (lumpfish)
Lineage: Eukaryota; Metazoa; Chordata; Actinopteri; Perciformes; Cyclopteridae
Gene: epb41a
Product: erythrocyte membrane protein band 4.1a
Exons: 19
Coding region: 1-2598 (865 amino acids)
Biological process (GO): cortical actin cytoskeleton organization
Cellular component (GO): plasma membrane; cytoskeleton
Molecular function (GO): actin binding; structural molecule activity
Source: RefSeq, a predicted model, not a curated record